Molecule: messenger RNA, 372 nt
Organism: Eimeria necatrix
Lineage: Eukaryota; Apicomplexa; Conoidasida; Eucoccidiorida; Eimeriidae
Exons: 1
Coding region: 1-372 (123 amino acids)
Source: RefSeq, a predicted model, not a curated record
AUGCGAGUUCUUGCAAGUUCGUUGAUCGUUUUAAUUAUUGAGGCCUUGUGCGCGGCCGGAAAGCGGUGGUCAGGACCGCUGGGAUGCUCGAGGGUGUCUGGCGGCGCUGCUGCCUGCAGCUGGAGCCCCGGGCCUCGGGUGCUGCAGCAGGGCGUUGAAGAUAGAAGCCGCGCUCUAUCUGUUGGGUUUCCCAGUUUGUCGUCAGGCGCAUUAAUAGGAUUUAUUUGCAAAAUCGGGGAGAGAGAGGGCAGGGAGCUGGUCAGGGGACGGGGGCGCGUAUCCUGCUGCGGGAGCAGCGGCCGCAGCAGCAGCAGGAGCAGCAGGGUGCUGCUGCUGCGGGGGUUUGCGGGUGCGUGUGGAGGGGUGCACUAG